AUGAAGGCCGAAGUUGAUUCCUUGAAUAGGAACCAAACCUGGGAGCUGGUGCCAAUAGUCCCAGGAAUGAGGCUGGUUGGCAGCAAAUGGGUCUUCAAGGCCAAGGCAGACCAGACUGGCAAGCUGACCCUCCGUGAUACCCCCUUUUUCUUUCUCCCUCCUCCCGCAGAGCAUUUCCUGUUCCAGCUGAGGCAGGAGUGCCACUUCUCCAACGGGACGCAGCGGAUCCGCUUCCUAGAUAGGUAUUUCUUCGACCGGCAGGAGCUCCUCUACUUCGACAGCGACCGAGGGAAGUUCGUGGCUGUGGCUGAACUGGGGGAGCCCGACGUCGAGAGAGCGAACCAGGACAAGAACUUCCUGCGGAGCAGGAAGGCCGCCGUGGAUCGCUUCUGCCAGCACAACUACGGGAUCUUCGAGCCCCUCUCCCAGGCCCGGCACGCGUGCCUCCCUCCCACAGUCCAGCCCAAGGUGAAGAUCACCCGCUCAGACAGCUAUCCAUCUUCACCACACAACACUCAGCUGACUUGCAAGGUGAGCCGCUUCUUCCCUGCGGGGAUCGAUAUCAAGUGGUUCAAGAACGGGAAGGAGGAGCCCAAAGUGUGGACCAUAGAUCAUGAGAAUGGGGACUGGACCUUCAAUACUGAGCUGAUACUGGAGACAAAUCCAGAACGUGGAGACGUCUACACCUGCCAGGUGGAGCACGCCAGCUUCGAAGGCCCCGUCACAGUGAAAUGGGAGCCACAGUCGGACUCUGCCAGGAGCAAGAUGUGGACGGGGAUUGUGGGGAUUGUGCUGGGGCUGGUCUUUGGGGCCACUGGACUCGCCCUUUACCUGAAGAACAAGAAAGGGCAAACUGUUCCUCAGCCUGCAGGACUCAUCAGUUAGACUUCGCUGCUCCAUCAGGAUCCUGGGAUGUGGAGAAGCUCUGUUCUUCCUGCCAGUUGCCCUCUGUCCUUGCUCAGAGGGUGGAAACCUCCUUGGAAGGUGGAUGGAAGGAGUCACAGAUCAAGAACGACAGUGUCCACCCCUCCCCCACCUCUGUUGCUUGCUUGUCAUUUGGGGAAAGUUUCUUUUUGUCUUUCCCUUUCCGCUUGUUGAUUGCAAGUUAUGGCAACCUGAUUCCUUCUUUGCACCUCUCUGCUAGAGAAUUUGUGCCUUGAAUCUCCCUGGAGGAGCCUGAGCUGUCCCUGAAAACAACCAUGAAUCUGGUCAGACUGCCAGGACUGGUCCUUCAAGCCCUGAUGGGGACCCUGAUCCUUGAGAUUCCUCAUUGCAGGAGGUUGGGCUAGAUGACCUUGGGGUCCCUUCUCUGCGAUUCUG
This is a messenger RNA of Podarcis muralis (Common wall lizard), 1320 nucleotides long. NCBI's taxonomy places the organism in Eukaryota, Metazoa, Chordata, Lepidosauria, Squamata, Lacertidae. The record is from RefSeq and is a predicted model, not a curated record.